Messenger RNA from Manduca sexta (tobacco hornworm), 6874 nucleotides. Its product is annotated as peroxisomal acyl-coenzyme A oxidase 3. Bases 184 to 2241 code for a protein of 685 amino acids. NCBI's taxonomy places the organism in Eukaryota, Metazoa, Arthropoda, Insecta, Lepidoptera, Sphingidae. Gene Ontology annotation, molecular function: FAD binding; fatty acid binding; pristanoyl-CoA oxidase activity. Gene Ontology annotation, biological process: fatty acid beta-oxidation using acyl-CoA oxidase; lipid homeostasis. The transcript is spliced from 13 exons. The record is from RefSeq and is a predicted model, not a curated record. Gene Ontology annotation, cellular component: peroxisome.
CGCUCGUUCGAUGUGACGUCCCGAGAGGUCCGCCCAAUAAAACAUCGCGAACUGUAUUCUCGUUAUCAGACGUUUGGUCACUAUAUAGUACAAAACCUCGCAAAUUAUCAGUCUGGUUCGAAACGCCGUGAAAUCGGCCGGCUGUGUUGUUUGUAACGUCUGCCUUCUAGUUCAUUUUCAAGUAUGGAAGAUUUAAGUUUCGUGCCGGAUCUCCCCAGCGGGCCCCUGGACGUGUAUAGAAAUAGAUCCUCGUUUGAUUGGAAACGCCUCAAACUCGCCCUGGAGGGUGACAUCGAGCUGUUGAAGCUUAAGUAUAGAAUAUGGCAAACGUUGGAGAGAGAUCCAUUGUUCGCGCACAGCCCCGUCACGCUCAGCGUGGAGGAGCAGAAGCGGAUGACACAGCUGCAGCUCAGGAGGAUAAACCAGCUCAACUUCCACCCCAAAGACCUGGCCACGUCCAGUUAUAGUAAACGGACUCGCACAGUGAUGACGAUAAACGAAGCGAUCCAGUCUCUGAACCCUAGUGUGUCAGUCAAAAUGGCGAUCGGCAUGUAUCUCUUCUCGAACGCACUGCUCUCGCUCGGCACUGAGAGACAUUUGAAGUUCUACGAAGCCACGUUUGUUGAUAGACAGCUCCUAGCCAGUUUCGCGCUGACGGAGAUAGCCCACGGUUCGGACGCGCGGCUCAUGCGCACCACGGCCACGUACGACCCGCACCACAAGCAGUUCGUCCUACAUACGCCCGACUUCGAAGCGGCUAAAUGCUGGGUUGGUAAUCUAGGAAGGACGUGCACGCACACACUGUUGUUCGCGCAACUGAUCACACCAGACGGGACCAACCAUGGACUCCACGCGUUCGUGGUGCCCAUUCGAGACGCGGCCACGCUGGAGACGUACCCUGGACUCAUUGUGGGCGAUAUGGGCGAGAAGAUUGGCGUUAAUGGUAUCGAUAAUGGGUUCAUAAUGUUCAACCAGUACAGGAUACCGCGCGAGAACCUGCUCAACAGAACAGCUGACGUCACCGAGGAUGGCACGUACGAGAGCUCGUUCUCAGACCCCUCGCGGAUAUUGGGAGCGGCGCUGGAAAACCUCUCUGCUGGUCGUAUCGGCAUCAUGCAGGAGAGCUGCCACUCGUUAGCCAGUGCAGUGGCGAUCGCGAUCCGUUACGCCGCGACGCGUACGCAGUUCGGCGAGAGGGACAAAGAGAUCCCGCUCAUCGAGUACUCGCUGCAUCAAUGGCGGCUGUUCGGUUACGUGUCGGCGGCCGUGGUGUUCCGCUUGUUCGUGGAGAACUUCACGCGCGUGUACCUCGGCAUCGUGGAGAAGUCCAACUCCGGCAUGAAGGUCGACAACUUGAGCGAGACGGUGUCGGAGAUCCACGCGAUGGUGUCGAGCUGCAAGCCGCUGCUCACGUGGAGCGUGCUGCUCGCCGCGCAGCACUGCCGCGAGGCCUGCGGGGGACACGGAUUCCUCAAGUGUGCAAAUCUAGGCGACAUCCGAAGUAACCACGAGCCGACGGUGACAUACGAGGGUGACAAUAACGUCCUCUCGCAGCAGGCCGGCAACUGGCUGCUGCGGCAGUACAGCGCCAGCACUGUGGACUCGCCGCUCGGCACCGCGCUGUUUCUCAACAGGACAAGGGAUAUAUUAGGACAGACCUUUAGUUGCACUACUACCGAUGAGGUCAAGACUAAACAAUUUAUAACCUCAACAUACGAAUGGCUGCUAUGCUAUCUUAUCAAAGAAACGCAUAAUAAAUACGAAGCGGAGUUAGCAAGAGGUCUAUCAAAGUUCGAGGCUCGAGCCAAAUCGCAAGUGUACAAAUGGAAGACCCUUGGUAAAGUGUACGCGGAACACAUAGUGAUAAUGUUUGCGCUAGAAUCGUUAGAGAAGAAAGAGAAGGGUUUACAGCCGGUGUUAAACAAGUUGUUCAGUCUAUACUGUCUCUGGUCGCUGGACUGUCAUUUGGUGGAGUUGUACCAGGGGGGAUAUGCCAGGGGAGAGGCGUGCGCGAGGCUCGUGAGGGAAGCUGUGAUGGAGUUGUGUGAUGACCUGAAGGGAGAGGUGGUCAGCGUGGUGGAUGCGCUGGCGCCUACAGACUUCGUGCUUCAUUCUGUGUUGGGGAAGAGCGAUGGAAACUUAUACCAAAACCUGCAGAAGGCGUUGUUCAGCCACCCCGGCGCGUUCGAGCGCGCGCCGUGGUGGCAGCAGGUCGUCCCCACGCCCGCCUCCAAACUAUAACUGCUGCACACCACUUACUUGUUGACACAUUGUUUCAUAAAUCUGGGUGACAGUUAUGGGUUCUUAAAAAACUGUUCGUUACUUUAGCGGCCUUAAGGUCCAAAAAAGACCUCCCCUCUUAAGGCCACUGGCUAGUAAUACUAUAUUAUACAGGGUGUAAAAUGAUCGAUGGAUCAAUUGAAGCAGGUCGGUGGUAUGUGCAUUUAAACCUAUACAGCACGGUAUUACGUACACCCUGUAUACAAGAAAACCGAACUUUGUGUAUGACGCUGCCUCUUGUUUGGUCAUAAUAGUCAAGCUAGGAAUAUUGAAUGACUCAGGCGAAAUAAACCUUGUAAUAUUAGCAUUAGUUGGAGCUUCAUCGUUAAAUGUUUAGACUGUUUGUAUGAUCGUUGUAUAGCAAUCAUCGUCUGUAAUGGUCUAUCAGAUCUAAAAGUAUUUUUUGUGCGCGGUCGAUAACUGUGCCAUGAGAUAACGCAUGUAUCACAUUUUACACAUAGCCACGGAGUAGUUUAGACUCUAUUUAAUGUGUUAAUCUUGUGUUGAGGAUAAAAAAAUAUUCAUUUCCACAAUUCCAAGGGUGAAACAAAUAGCACAAACCUCACAGCGCAAACUUAAACAUUUAUACUAAACAGACACCACAACGCCCUUAGUAUAAGAAACACGACACGAACAUCUGCUUCGUUUGAUUGUGAUUGGUCGACAGCUUAACGUGUGAGUCACAUGGUACUCUCUCGACCAAUCAGUUUAAACACGGACGUUCGUGUCGAGUUUUACACCAUAUACAACUUCGUGUCGUUUCAUUGGUUGAGAAUUAACACGUGACUGACGCAUUGGCCUCCCGAUCAAUCACAAACAUCCAAAUAAGAGAAUAUUGACUUACGAGUCACGUUUUUUGGGACUUUCUAAGGUAGCCGGUGUAGGUAUGGUACCCGUCGCGAUCGUCUGUCUAUUGCGCCCCGCAAAAUUUACUUGAAUAGUAGUUACAAUUUAUAUAGUGGUGAGAAUCAAACUCUUGCCCACGUAGUUGUUGAUGAUGUUAAAGAUGUCUAGAUCUUACUGUAAAGAUUCGAAUAAAAAAUGCAUUUCGAUAACAUUUUGAAAUAAAACUUUAAGGGUAUUAAAAUUGAGAUUUAAAUCCGAUGAAGGAUUAAUUUUAUACAUUUAGAUUAUGGUGAUAAAAUUGUGACGCGAUUUUCCUGAAUUGGGAAUUAUAUUUUUAAAUUACAAAAAAAAACAAAACAUAGAAUAGCCUUUCUAAAACACUUUUAUAAGUUUUUUACUUUAGUGUUGUGAAUUAUUCCGCAUAAUGGUUUAAGAGUGGAAGAGACAACGCUAUCUAGUAAUUAUACUGAUAAAGAAGUAAUUUUAUAGCUUACGUCCAAACGUUUAGUUAUCGACGAAACUAUUUAGUUUGAUCGUGAGGGUAGUUUUCGUUUUAAGUUUAUUGAAUAAAAACAAAGGCACUUAGUUAUAUAGAUGUGUAAGUCACGAAAUGUAAUUUUUCGUCCGCGAUACCAUAGACUAUAAAUCAUUCGUGCAAAAAUAGUAAAACAAAAUCAUUCGAUCAUAAUAUAACAAUAGUAACAUUAUAACAUAAUAAGUUCGCGACAUAUCAGUAAAAAUGUUGAAAAAAAUAACACUCAUCUUUUAUGCAUUUAAAUGCAUUUAAAUGCAUUUAUAUUAACAAACAGAUAAUAAAUGAUCGCCAAAUUUAGUAAUGUAACACAUCUAGUUGUAUAGCGGAAUGUUUUUGUUGCAUGUUAAAUCCAACACUGCCAGAGAUAAUAAAUGGCGACUUAGUUUUACUACAAUAAAGUCGAAUAAUGAUUUUUUAUGUUUACGCGAAUAUUAGACAUUAAAAUUAAACUAUUUUUUGGCGGUCCCCCCGUAUCCUCGAAGGCUGAAAAGUCUUCGAAACGUCGGCAGAAAACUAAAAUAUUAAAACCGCGAUAAAAUAAAAAAAAAAAAAUAGUUUAAUUUUAAUAAAGUCGAAUAUUUAUACUGAACACGAAUCAAAAUAUGUUUUUUUUUUCUGUAAUAAAUGUCGUCAUCAAAAAUCAUUCAACAGUGAAUGGAUGUUUUACAAAUUAUAGUUUUUAUUAGUAUCAUAUUUUUUUUAAGAAAUGUUGAUUUUUUUUAAGAUAAAUACGGAGUAUCGUUGAAUGUAUAUUUUUUUAUUUUUUUUUAUGCCUGCUCAUUCCUAUUAUCAGGGUGUAACAAUAUGUUGCCUUAUAUUAUGUUUUAUAUAUGUGUAUUGUGGAAGUAGGUAAAUUUUAACUCGGACGUAAACGGGUAGCCAUUUAUAUGGUAAACUCUAGUAGCGCAAAUAAUAUUUCUGUGGGUUAAAAUGCCAUAUUUAACAGUAUUUUUUAUUUUUAAAUAUGGUUUUGUAUUUUAAAAGACGUGAAUUGAUUUUUUACCUAAUGGGUUUGUUCCUACAAGGAAUGGAUAUCUACCAAUUUCUACGCGAUUAUUGUCACUACUUUGCUCAUAACUGGAGGUAUUCUGGUUCGGCUUAAAAAGGUUUUCUUUUAUAUAUGCGGAGUAGUUAAUAUCUUAUGUUUUUUUUUUAUAGUAAAUACGAAUAUGAUAAUCAUGGUUUUAAAUGGUUGCCCGAGAAUUAUGAGAAAAUAUAAUUUAGCAGCAGCGUUAUACAUUUCAAUAAUUUGUCUAUAUAAACAUGCGUAGUAUCUGCUAGUCUGUUCGUCCAGUAUUUUGGUGUAUAACCAAUAUCGCAUUUACACUUUAAAGUGUGUACAAAUACAUUAUAUUUACUAUUACGUGUUUUUGUAACACUGUCCACCUUCGUUUAAAAGUUUAUUUACAUUUAUUUCGUCUGAUGCUCGUUUUUGUUAUGUUGUAUUGUUAUAUUUAUUUUAGGUAUACCUCAUUAUGUGCAAGUUAUAUUUGUAUUUAUUUUCGAAUAGUUGAUUCCGUUUGUACUUUAUCAUGUUGGACCAUUCCAUAGAGUUAUUUCACACAAAUGUUAAUUAUAUUAUAAAGAAUUGUGUUUUUAGUUCUAAUUAUUUUUGUACCCUUUAGUAGUAAUUAUAUUGAAUUAGUACAUCCAUUAUAUUUGGUUGCUCAGAUAUAUUUAAAGGUCCAAUAAUUAACUAAAUAAAUUGUCUAGUAAUAAAAUAAAUUAUUGGUGAUUAUAUUAUCGUUUCAAAAUUAUUCAUUAGAUUUUAAAAUACAUUGAAUUACAAAUUAAUACGGUCAGCAUGUGUUUGUUUGAUAUGUGUACAUUUAAUUCAGUGGUUGAAAUACGUUCACCUAGUAAUAGAAGAUAGCUACUAUCCAAAAGAUUUCUCUAUAAUGAUUUUAACAUCAGCCCUGUUUUACGUAAUAGCUGGGCCUGGUUUUGGCAUUUCGUCCAUCUUAUUAAGCUAUAGGUAACCUCAAACCAUUAAAAUUUUGUAGAAGUCUAAGGUAUGUAGAUAUUUAUGAAAUUAUUUAAGUCCCGUAUUCACAAACGUUACUUAGCUAAGUACGGCACAAUACUAUGAUAAUAAGCCUGUUUUUCAGUGCUUUCGAUAUAACACAGUGCAUAGACAUAGGAGCGCUGUGAUUGGCUGAUAUUGAGUUACAACUACUUCAGUUGGCUAUCAAAUAAGUAAAGCAAAAGGAAACUGUCAUUGCCGAUACUAUGCGUUCGGGCGCACUGUGCGUCCUCAUAGUAUUGUUUGUGAACAUGGGUAUAAGUAUUUAAGUUUGUGAAUUGAUAAACAACAAAAGAAAAUAAAAUUGUGUUAAAUCUGUUCUGAGUUAAAAAUGUUUUGAAUAUGUAACGCAGGAUUUAACGUUUCUUAACUGUUGUAACCUGUUUAAUUAAAAAAGGGGCCUUGGAAUGACAGUUUUUUAUCUCUUUCGCACACUACGACGAAAAUAGAAGCUAUGAUCCCGUAGUGGGCCAGUGGAAAUAGUUAUGCCAUAUCGGGUCCCUUUUUUAAUUGUAGAGGUUUUAUGUGUAUGUAAUAGUCAACGUUUAGGAUUUUUGUUAUUAACGUUAACCAUGACGAAUUUACGUCAUUUAACAGUCUAUCUACUCUACGGGAUAUUUAUUGAAGCGUCCAGUAAAUCAUAUUUUUUUAAAAGGACUUCGAUAUUUUAUCCAAUUGUACAAAUUAAUAUCUUUAUUACCGAGAUGUGUUAUUACAUAUUAUAGAACUCUAUACAAACUUUAAAUGUCACUAAAAUGUGAUAAAGGGUUGCGAGCGUCUAAAGCGCUCAACCAAAACCGGUGUUUGUAUAAGCCGACCCUUGUCAGGCUAAAAAACGUAAGUCAUGUAAAAAACAACUAAAAUGUCUUACUUGUGUAUUACAAAUGGGUAGACAGGGGUAUUUAGUGCAUCUGCCAUGCGCAAAUCAGUGUAUAGAAUAUGUAAUUUUAGAUAAAUGUUUAGCAACAAUUCUAGGAUAGUUUCUAGUAAAUGGAGGUAGAUGGCGCUAUUAAAGAAACUGCUGUGUCGCCUCUGUAUUUGUAUGGAUGGAUUUUCAAAUAUUGUAUUUUCCUGUUGUAAGUGCCUUCCUCUAUUGGUGUACAUACGUGUGCUGUUAUUGUAGACGUAAUUGAAUGUUUUUGGAAACGUUGACUUUGUGGAACGAUAAAUUAAAUCGAUUAAUUAUUUUA